This is a messenger RNA of Vespa mandarinia (Asian giant hornet), 933 nucleotides long. RefSeq names its product UPF0193 protein EVG1. NCBI's taxonomy places the organism in Eukaryota, Metazoa, Arthropoda, Insecta, Hymenoptera, Vespidae. The record is from RefSeq and is a predicted model, not a curated record.
UAUGCUGGUAAAAUUCGAGACUUAUUGAUAUUAGCUGUUAAAUUUGAUCGAAAGUUAGUUCGAUUGAGUUGAGUCAUCGAGUCGAAGUAGUCAUAGAAACGCGCCGCGCGUGUGACGUUCGAUCUCAACUCGAAGUGGAAAAGUGAUCGUCCUUUUUGAUUCCUCUUCAUUUCUAACGUGAUUAUACACCUAGACAUUAGAAAAAUUUCUCUUUCGAUAGCUAAUUAUAUCUAAGUAAAAAUGGAACGAAAUUAUCAAAAAGUUGGCAUGGGUGUUGGAGCUUUUCAUAAUCCACCAAGAGGAAAAUACAGCGAGGAAACGAAGAACUUAAUUAAACUUUUGAUGGAAGAAUCGAAAGUAGGCAUGAGUCAAAGGAAAGUUAUUCAAGAUGCUGUUAAUAAAGGUGAAUCUCUUCCACCAUCUCGAAAAUCUAAUAUUGGGAAUAAGCAAAAAUCGAAGGAACCUCAGGUAAUGUUUCCCAGUCUUUGGAAAAAACGCUCUCAGAAUAUGAUCCUUAAUAGUGGUGCUUAUGAAAGGGAACAAUAUCGACGAACUGCACCCUUACCUAACAAGGAAAAACAAAAACGUCAGUUAGCUUGUUUAAUGGCUUAUGGAAAGGAAAUGCCCGAAACUCCACGCGGGCCGAAAAUUCUUCACAAAGCAAGAAGGGAACCUAAAUUGAACAAAGAAGAUCCCUUUGAAUAUAUUAUCAAGGGAAUACGCGAAAGAAUGGAAUUUUUGAAUGAUAUGGAAUGCCUUGGAAUGGGUAAAAAGUAUCGAUCCAUUAUACAACAGGAGAUAGCUCAAAAGUUUCGAUUAAUGGAAUCCAUUGAUAAGGAGAGAUCUACGGAAAUUCGAAAAGAAUUACAAAAAUUUAAAGAGCAACGACCACCACCAAAACCAUUCCCUUUGGGUGAUUUAGAUGAAAAUUGA